UAUUAUGAGAAGAUAAUGAAGCUUGCUUUAUUCUGUCAACGAACAAAGAUACGACAGAGGGAAGAGAAAGCAUUAUAGGUUUUACUCCCGUUGUGCGACAAUCUUUGAAUCCGCUUAGUAUGGACGACGCGGAAGCGUACGACGAGGACGUGAACGAUCAACCGGUCGAUUACAGCAAGAAGUAUACCGAGAGAAAUGCUCCGCCGCAGAAUCAUCUGGCCGAGCCGAGUGCGCAGCAACCUCGUGCCUCGAAGAAGGAGUUCAGUGAACGCGACUCCAAGGUAGACUUGUUCGGUGACUACGCCGAGACCGAUCUGGAUCAACCCACAGAUUACAGUUUACGAUACGCCGAGGACGACACUGACGAGGAGGAGAAACAGAACGCCGAAUAUUUUCCUGUCAGUGGACAAGAGGAUACGGUCAAGACUUACUGCACAGAGGGAACUCCUUACGAGACACCCUUCAAUUUUUCCACGGCCACUUCCAUGUCGGAUCUCCGAGUCGAGGAUAUAAAGGAGAGCGAACUCCCGAAGAAGAUGUCGAAGAAGCCGAUUGAUAUCGUUAGGAAGAGUCCUGUGUCCUUUAUCAAACAACCCAAGACGCCUGACUGUGAUGAACAAGAUGGUCUAAUAACGAAAGAACUCGAAGAGGAAAAUCCAAAGAAUACUGUGGUUCUUAAUCCUGGCCAGGUGACUCCAGAGAAGAUAGUAAGUUAUUAUGAGGAGGAAACGUCGCAUGGUUUCUCACGUGCCAAUUCAUUUAGUUCCCUGAGUAGUGCAGUGACUUCUCAGAAUAACGUUCCAGGAGUUAUGUCAAAAGUAGACUCGCCAUCUUCCGUGAAUAAAGAAGAACUGGAAAAUGAUGAUCACAGUGCUGUAAAAUUGAAUAACAAUCAAGUAGAAUUGUCUUCGGGAAAUAAUAAUCUAUCUGAACGCAAGAAUAAUCCACGUGUGUUGGAUAAAGAAGGAAAAAUGGUAACAUUUAGUGGUCAAGAUUAUUAUGCAGAAGAAACUCCUUUAAUGUUUUCACGCUGUAGUUCACUUGGCUCAUUGAGUGGAUUUGAGCAACAUUCAAUUCAUGAUGAUCGUAGUUCUGUGAUCAGUGAUUUUAGUCGUAGGACCAGUGGUAUAGUUUCACCAAGUGAACUACCAGAUUCACCCACACAGACAGCUUUACCUAGUCCACGAAAUCAUAAAACUCAAAGUACAGAAUUUGUAUCAAAACUACAAGAAGAGACAGUAAGAUCAUCAGUUCGACAGCAUUUAUCAUUUUCUAAACCGCAAAUCACGAUGAGUAGUGUUUUUGAAGAUGAAGUUGCUACUUUUAAGGAAGAAUCGACACCAAUUGAAUUUUCUAGUGCAACAAGUCUGAGUUCCCUUACAAUUGAUGAUGAAGUCAAAAUAUCUAAUGAUACAAAGAUGUAUUGUAAAUUGGAAAAAGUACCUGAUGAAGAUGAGAAAGACAUCUGUAAACUCGAGACCGAUAUGCUUAAUAUGACAAUAAGCAGCUCAAAAAGUAAAGAGAAAGAGGAACAAAUAAGCGACGGCGAUGAGGAUGAUGAAGAUAUGUUGGCUGCCUGCAUUAAUAUGGGAAUGCAAACUAACAGAUAUAGACAGUCCCUGAAAGUUCAGGAAUCUACACAAUCGGAAUCGCCGAAUAUCUUAGUGUCGUAUCAAAGAAAUUCUAUACCAAAUAGAUUAGAAUCACCUGCGACUCCUGUAGAAACGCCUAUCAGUACUUUGAAAACGAAUAGAACUGCAGUGGAUAUCGUUGCUUCAGAUACCGUACACGUAUAUUGCACGGAAGAUACGCCUGCCGACAUCUCUCCGGUAGGAUCGCAAUCCAAUCUGUCCGCUCUUUCGAUGCCAAGUGUACAAGAGGAUGUGGAGAAGAUAGAACCAGACAACCAAUCAGCCGAGAUCGAUUGCCACAGAAGUGAUUUAUUCGAUGAAAGUUCCAAUCUCUCAGGCGAGGAUGAAAAAAUAUUAGAUGAAUGCAUUCAAUCAGGCAUACCUAAGGCGAGACAAAUAACUCUACCUCCAGCAAAUAGCAUCCCGUUCGUUAAAAAACCGGAAACGUUACAUAUAAUUAACAUAUACGGUACUCCGUCAUCUUCGCCUGUUGAAGCAAAUCAUGGGAAUAAGAAUCCUAUAUUAAGGCCUAAAUCGCCAGGCAAUGGAUUAUCGAGGCAUCCAGACGACUUUUCUGAUGACAGUUUGAAUCAUUCAGAUGAUGAAGCAAUUUUGACAGAAUGCAUACAGUCUGCAAUGCCAAAGGCAAGAUUUAACAUAUCACCAUCACUCAAACAGCCAUUGUCACAAGUCACAGAAAAGCCUAGAGUAAUAAAUACAAUACAGACGCCCUCCACUUCUUCAGCAUUUCUUCAGUCAAGAUAUGUAGAGCAAAGAAAGAAUGUAAUGAAAAAACGUUUAUCUUUCGAAGAAAAUGUUGGGCUUUCUGAAGAAGAGGAAGAUAUCAUGUUGGCACAAUGUAUUAGAUCUGGGAUGCCAAAAACAUUAAGUUCCAUGCCUUCGACAGUAACAUCUACGAUAAAAAAAUCCGAGCCGUGCCCGAAAACUGCGAAGAGUUUUGGAAUCCUUCCAUCUUCCUGCUUUACAAACAAGGCUUAUUCCUCCAAAAGCGCUAUGCUACACUCACAAUUGUCGAAAUCCGUGAAUGUCAACACAGCGGACACGCGUUACACUAGAAAUGUAUCAGGUAAUCAUAAUGGUUUCUCGGGGAGAACGACGAGCAGCAGUGUAGCACAGCACGGUCAGAUGUUGAGAAACUGUGAUAACGGUAUACGUGAGAGAAUAAACAAUUCGCCGUAUUGUGCUCGCAGAUCAUCAUUUCGUCACGCAGAGAGUGAAAACGGCAAUUCCGUCGACAAUCAUUGUGUACCUGCGCGAUCUCGUGUUGUAAAAUGUGCGCCGGCUUGCAGUAAGACGGAAAACAAUGAUUAUGCGUGUAAAAGCACGGCGAACACUGUGCCUUUGCGUCACAAUUCAGUGAACUCUAUCAGUGAGGCGGAUACGCGGAUUUCUACGCAGGAGUGGGCCUUACUGGAAUUGUGUAUCACUUCCGGUAUGCCUACAAACAAGUAUCGCGUUAAGGGAAUGAAGCCUAGUGAGAGUGCAAUUUCUAAUGGACAUGAUGAUUGUGAGUCGAUACCGGAGGACAAUUAUUCAGUGUGCAGUUAUAAUUCUUACGUUUUUAAAACAUAAUGCACAUAUAUGCGUGCAAAUACAUGACAAAAUUAUAGAAUUUCUCUCUAAAUCUCUCUGCCUGAUGAUAUGUAUAUAUAUUGUAUAUUAAAAAAGACUGAAUAUUUUUAUAUGUUAAUAAAAUGCACACGCUUGUGUGUUUAAGGUGCUUGGAACUAAAGAUCCCAUUAAUUUUAAAUUAAUAAGAAC
Messenger RNA from Camponotus floridanus (Florida carpenter ant), 3413 nucleotides. Its product is annotated as adenomatous polyposis coli homolog. Lineage: Eukaryota; Metazoa; Arthropoda; Insecta; Hymenoptera; Formicidae. Gene Ontology annotation, cellular component: catenin complex; cytoplasmic microtubule; beta-catenin destruction complex. Bases 120 to 3224 code for a protein of 1034 amino acids. Gene Ontology annotation, biological process: regulation of cell differentiation; cell fate specification; negative regulation of microtubule depolymerization. The record is from RefSeq and is a predicted model, not a curated record. Gene Ontology annotation, molecular function: microtubule binding; gamma-catenin binding; beta-catenin binding. The transcript has 9 exons.